AGGCAGAAAUACCCAGGCUGCCUCACUCAGACGUUCAUUUCCGGUCAUAUUAAAGCACUUAUGUGUUGCUUCAGGUAUCGUAGCGAACCUGCGAGACUGCGCUCAGGGCUCAGCUGCUCCAUACGACUCGCUGAAGGUAGGCUCGGCUCGGCUCGGCUAAAGCUAAGCUACCUAUCCGGUGUCGGCGCCGAUGCUAGCACAUGCUAACCGAAGCUCCGGGUGAGCCGCCGUGUAGCCUGACGUGACUGGGAGCUCCUAGCUAGCACGCCUGCUCGCUUCCUAUGAUGCUGCUGUGACCGUCCGCGUUAGCUAGCUCGCUAUCCGAGAGGGAUGUGAUAGAAGACGGAGGCUCGUCCCUACUACUGCACCAGCACCACCACCAGCAGCAGCAUCAGCAGCAGGUACGCGUAGUCCAGGCUACAGCCGCCGCCUCCUCCUCCUGCCUACCCGCCGCUAGCUCCAGUUCCUGUUCCGUCUGUGGAUGAGGCGGCUCGCUGGCUUAGCUCGCUGAAAACGCACCAAGGGGUGGAUACAUGUCUACCUCUCAACCACGAGGAGAGCCACGACAGGGAAAUCUCGCAGUUCAUGUUUCGCCAAGAAGUCGGUGUGACGUCUUUUAUUCCAUCUUGUUCGUAUCUUUUCCAACACGAGAAGAGGAAUAUGUCCAGAUACAACAUAUACAGCCUGCUGGACUGGAUCUACGGCGGCGUGGACCCGAAGUUUGAGGGCAACGGGGGCCCCGAGUGCGCCGCCUUCAUCGCGCCCCAGCAGCGCAUCAGCGAGAGUCUGGUCAUCGUCCUCAUCUCGCUGCUGGAGAUCGGCGUGGCUCUGAAGAAGAUCAACCUGUCCAAGGAGCUCAGGGUGGUGGGCAAGGACUGCAUCCGGGCGAAGGAGGACAGCCUGGGCAAGAACCUGUUGCUGGUCGCCCUCUGCAUGACUUUUGGGGUGGAGGUGGGCUUCAAGUUCGCCACCAAGACUGUGAUCUACCUGCUGAACCCGUGCCAUGUCAUGACCAUGGUUCAGAUCUUCCUGCUGGCCUGCCCGCCGUGUAAAACAGCAAUGGUUGUUUUUAGGCUGCAGGUCCACAUGUUGAACGGGGCGUUGCUGGCUCUGAUGUUCCCUGUAGUCAACACUAGACUGCUUCCCUUCGAGAAGGAGAUCUACUACAUCCAGCACUCCAUGCUGUACCUGGUGCCUCUUUACCUUUUCAGGAAAGGAGGUGUGUACAAGCCCGAGCCCCUGGGAGACAUGUGGUGGGCGCUGCUGUCCACCGGCCUCCUGUUCCUCUACCACUUCCUCUUCUUGCAGGUCCUUGGCCUGGCCACCGAGGUCAACCUGAACAACAUGCUGUGUCCGGCCGUGUCCGAUCCCUUCUACGGGCCUUGGUACCGGGUUUGGGCGACGGGCCACCAGACCCUGCUGACCCUCAUCCACGGGAAGGUCCUGACACUCCUGUCCCAGUACAGCGGCUCGGCCUGCAGAUACACGCUGGACACACUCCGACUGCGCGGCAAGAAAGUCGACUGAAUGUCCGCAGAGAUGCACUCAGACGUAGCCUUUCACUCUAAAUGCCUGCUCUUACAUCGGACUUCUGUUUUUGUUUUUCUUUUCUUUUUUUUUUUUUUAAACCUACAUUUUAAUGCAUCUUUUAAGAUCUGUUUUACUGAGUCAGACUUCCAGAGCCAGUGAAUCAGUGUGUCAUUCUUUUAGUUGUCGUCGUAGUUGGCUUGCAUACGGACUUGCAUGCACAAAUGUAACGGGCAUUUUUAGGGCUGGUAGUAUCGCGGAGUUGGCCAGAUUUAGAUUUAAUUUUUCCAGAAAUACGUGACAUUCGAGCGGGGGGGAGAUUUCUCGAGCUGCCUUUUUUUGUAAACGGACAGAAAGCGGGAGUCGCCCGGAUGUCGCUGCUGUUUGUUACACUUUCAGUUCUUUACGUCAUGCUAGGUCGUACGUUAGCGGGUUGAAGCUGCCGUUUUAUUCGUCUCAAGUGCAUUCUGAAGCAGAUGUGAGCCGUCGUUAAAGUUUUUGCUUGUUUAUAGCGCCAGGAUUUUUUGUAUGAUCACCUCUCAGUGUUGUCACGACUGAAAAUAGAAACUUUAUGGCGUUCCCACUUUGCUACACACCUAAAAAAAUAAAUUUAAAAAAAAAGCAAGCGCGUUAUUGUCAGUGGCUUCUCCGGCCUGUUCGGAUCAUUCCAGUUGCGAUAAUCAGGGGACACGAGGACGUAUCACAUGCUGAGAUUCGGAGGAUGUGCGGAGCUACACUGGGAUGUUGUUGUUGUUAUUACCUCUGCCAUGGAGGAUGUUGUUUUUGUUUUUGUUUGUGUUAUUUUUAUUGUGAUGUUGGACCACAUUCAGCGAGGUAGAACCUUGAGCGCAUCCUGGGCUGGAAUCGUGCAUCAUGACACUUGAAGAGAAUUUCUCGCCUUUGUCGUCGAGUUAAUCUCGCGGAGCAUCCCCGAGUCACUCCACUGCAGCUGCAUCCAGUCACACUCCUAGUUUUGUACAAAUAUAAAUCUGCAUGAAGUCUCUGUGGGCGGUCCGUGGGUCGCCCGCUCCACAGAAGGUAGUAUUAACUAACGCUGAUCAUGGGAAGAUGUCAGUCACGGUAUAUAUCAUUUCAAGUGUGAGGGCUGUGUGUGUGUAUUACUGUAGCAUAUUCUAUACGUCACUGUAAAGAAGGGAGCAGAGAAACUUUUGUAUUUCUAUCAGUUCAAGUGUGUGUGUGCUGUAUUGACAAUAAAAGUGAUUUCAGUUGA
Molecule: messenger RNA, 2758 nt
Organism: Stegastes partitus (bicolor damselfish)
Lineage: Eukaryota; Metazoa; Chordata; Actinopteri; Pomacentridae
Gene: tmem164
Product: transmembrane protein 164
Exons: 6
Coding region: 586-1527 (313 amino acids)
Source: RefSeq, a predicted model, not a curated record